AUGGGGGACUCGAUCCUUGACACUGGAAACAACAACUACAUCGUAACUAUGUCUAAGUUCAACUUCCCUCCCUACGGAAAGAAUUUCCCGGGAAAAAUACCCACCGGCAGGCCCUCAGACGGACGGCUCAUUUCGGACUUCGUAGUUGAAAUUUUGGGAAUUAAAUAUCUUUUACCGUCUUAUCUUGAUCCGAAUCUUGGAGUUGAAGAUCUCGUAACAGGAGUAUGCUUUGCUUCUGCUGGCUCUGGUUAUGAUCGAGAAACACCAAAAAUAUUAGUAACCACUUUUUACUUAUACUUCUUGCUAUUUGUUUCUGGGGCAUUGCCCGUUCCGUAUCAACUCAAGCUCUUCAAACAGUAUGUGAAAAAACUGAGAACUCUAGUGGGAGAGCAGAGAUCCGACGACAUCAUCAAAAACAGCCUUUAUGUGAUAUCAUUGGGCAACAACGACGUCGGACUUACCUAUUUCCUUAGGAAGAAGAAGUCCGAUAUGGCUUCAUACUCGUCUUUUCUCGUCAGUCAGGCUUCCGCAACUCUCAGACAGUUGUACGGGCUCGGAGUUCGCAAUAUCGUCCACCUAAGUACAAUAGUGACGGGUUGUGUCCCGGCAUCCCGGACGUUGUUCGGCGGGGUACGAAGGCAAUGCAACGAUGAGUCCAACGAGCUAGCAAUGAUGUACAACAAGAAACUCAGCAACGAAAUUGAACGCUUGAACAACGACGUUCGUCUUCCUAACUCGAGCAUCGUGUUUGUGGAUGUUUACUAUCCUCUGUUCAAUAUGAUUAGGUAUCCUGAAAAUUACGGGUUUGCUAUUACGAAGAAAGCGUGUUGCGGGACAGGCACGGUUGAGUUUGGAAUUCUUUGCAACCCAUUGGCUCCUACUUGUACCAAUAUUUCAAAGUACAUCUUUUGGGAUGGUGUUCAUCCCACAGAAAAGACUUAUAAGAUCAUAUUCUCGAAAAUUGGGAAGUCUGUCGAUAAGUUACUACGAAAGCAAUUGUAA
Messenger RNA from Linum tenue, 1002 nucleotides. Lineage: Eukaryota; Viridiplantae; Streptophyta; Magnoliopsida; Malpighiales; Linaceae. The record is from the annotation of a GenBank genome assembly.